GCAUGGUCUGGGGACCACCAUGGGGCCGGACAGAGUGACCGCCCGUGAACUGUGUGAGAAUGACGACCUGGCCACCAGCCUUGUCCUGGACCCCUACCUCGGCUUCCGCACCCAUAAGAUGAACGUCAGCCCCGUGCCCCCCCUGCGGCGACGGCACCACCUGCGCUCAGCGCUGGAGGCUUUCCUGAAGCAGCGUGACCUGGAGGCUGCAUACCGGGCCCUGACGCUGGGAGGCUGGAUGGACCACUACUUCCAGAGCCGGGGCCCGCGGCAGGAGGCUGCCCUCAAGACCCACAUCUAUCGCUACCUCCGAGCCUUCCUGCCUGAGAGCGGCUUCACCAUCCUGCCCUGUACCCGCUACUCCAUGGAGACCAACGGGGCCAAGAUUGUGUCCACCCGCUCUUGGAAAAAGAACGAGAAGCUGGAGCUGCUGGUGGGGUGCAUCGCCGAGCUGCGGGAGGCCGACGAGGGCCUGCUGAGGGCUGGCGAGAACGACUUCAGCAUCAUGUACUCCACGCGCAAACGCAGCGCCCAGCUGUGGCUCGGCCCCGCCGCCUUCAUCAACCACGACUGCAGACCCAACUGUAAGUUUGUGCCGGCAGAAGGGAACGCGGCCUGCGUGAAGGUGCUGCGCGACAUUGAGCCAGGCGAUGAAGUGACGUGCUUCUACGGCGAGGGCUUCUUCGGGGAGAAGAACGAACACUGCGAGUGCCACACCUGCGAGAGGAAAGGAGAGGGGGCCUUCCGGCUGCGGCUGAGGCCCAAGGAGCUCAGGCCGGCCCCGCCCCAGGCCCCUGACAAGUAUGAACUCCGGGAGACCAAGCGGAGGCUGCAGCAAGGCCAGGAGGGCCGCGGCUGGCAAGGCUUAAGGGGGCUGCGUGCCUGCGCCCACCCAUCCCCGGGUCACCCGGACCUCUUCUGUGCCCUCUGCCAGCCCUUGCCUGGUCACCCUGACGCCGUCACGCCCAUGUGGUUCCAGUGGCUGCUGCAGCCCUUGUCCCAGCCACGCGCCCGGAAACGCCGCCGUCGCCGGCCUCGGCGGGCCCCCGCGCCCCCUAACCUGCCCGCUGUCCGCAUCGCCCUGCACCCUUGGGGAGGCUGUGGGUCUGGCUGCCGCCUGCGGGCUGAGGCUCGCGUGGCCCUGGGCCGCCUGCCCCCCGCACGCUGGACCCAGCAGCAGGACUGGCACUGGGCCCGCCGCUAUGGGCUGCCUCACGUGGUGCGCGUGGACAUCAGCCGGCUGGCCCCUGCUGCCCCGGCCACCCCUGCCAGCAGCCUGGGCCCCAACCCUGUCCCCAAGCAGGCCCUGGCCUUCACCCCCUUCUCCCCACCCAAGCGCCUGCGCCUGGUAGUCAGCCACGGCUCCAUCGACCUGGACGUCAACGGCGAUGAGCCCUGACAGCAUGGUGCCUAGGGGAUAGAAGCGGCCCCCUCCGCGUCCUCGUGGGGACAAACUGAUCUCAAGGAGGAGCCUCGAGCCUCUGGAAAGGUGCUGACCGCUGACCCAUCCUGACAGGGCCCGGGCCAGCUCGGGCAACCCCGGAGAGCUGACUCCUGACCCUGUGACUGCUGAUCCCUGAGCCACGCCCAGCCCGGCAGGAAGCCCUGGUCCUUGCUGCCCCCACCCGCCUCAGGACCCAGGGGUUGCCCCACCCAGGGAGUAAAGCCAUAGGGGGCACCCCCAGAAGGCCUCAGGAGGUGGAGCCUGUGCCGGGGUAGGGGCUCCCUAGUCGCAGACGCCCAGGGGCCACUGGGUGGAUGCCCCAUCCUGCAACUGUCUUGAAGGCAGGCCUGGGGGGGCGGCCUCGCCUGUAUCACGGUGCUACCCCUCAUGCUACUGGGGGGCAGAGCCCACCCCCACACCAGCGCAGCCCGCCCAGGAUUAGAAGCACUUGAACUUUUUAUUAAAUCCUUGUUUUAAGCA
Messenger RNA from Echinops telfairi (small Madagascar hedgehog), 1924 nucleotides. It is a transcript of the gene KMT5C, whose product is annotated as lysine methyltransferase 5C. Gene Ontology annotation, molecular function: protein binding; histone H4K20 methyltransferase activity. The transcript has 8 exons. Gene Ontology annotation, cellular component: nucleus. NCBI's taxonomy places the organism in Eukaryota, Metazoa, Chordata, Mammalia, Afrosoricida, Tenrecidae. The record is from RefSeq and is a predicted model, not a curated record. Bases 20 to 1399 code for a protein of 459 amino acids.